This is a messenger RNA of Procambarus clarkii (red swamp crayfish), 1267 nucleotides long. RefSeq names its product trichohyalin-like. The record is from RefSeq and is a predicted model, not a curated record. NCBI's taxonomy places the organism in Eukaryota, Metazoa, Arthropoda, Malacostraca, Decapoda, Cambaridae.
ACAGCCGAAGGUCAGAAAGGCCGCCAGGAAGUUCAGAAAGACCGCCACGAAGUUCAGAAAGACCGCCAAGAAGUUCAGAAAGACCGCCACGAAGUUCAGAAAGACCGCCAAGAAGUUCAGAAAGACCGCCAAGAAGUUCAGAAAGACCGCCAGGAUGUUCAGAAAGACCGCCAAGAAGUUCAGAAAAACCGCCAAAAAGUUCAGAAAGACCGCCAAGAAGAUCAGAAAGACCGCCAGGAAGUUCAGAAAGACCGCCAAGAAGUUCAGAAAGACCGCCAAGAAGUUCAGAAAGACCGCCAGGAAGGUCAGAAAGACCGCCAGGAAGGUCAGAAAGACCGCCAGGAAGUUCAGAAAGACCGCCAAGAAGUUCAGAAAGACCGCCAGGAAGUUCAGAAAGACCGCCAAGAAGUUCAAAAAGGCCGCCAAGAAGUUCAGAAAGACCGCCAAGAAGUUCAGAAAGACCGCCAGGAAGUUCAGAAAGACCGCCAAGAAGUUCAGAAAGACCGCCAAGAAGUUCAGAAAGACCGCCAGGAAGUUCAGAAAGACCGCCAGGAAGGUCAGAAAGACCGCCAAGGUCAGAAAGACCGCCAGGAAGUUCAGAAAGACCGCCAGGAAGUUCAGAAAGACCGCCAGGAAGGUCAGAAAGACCGCCAGGAAGGUCAGAAAGACCGCCAAGAAGGUCAGAAAGACCGGCAGGAAGGUCAGAAAGACCGCCAGGAAGUUCAGAAAGACCGCCAAGAAGGUCAGAAAGACCGCCAGGAAGGUCAGAAAGACCGCCAGGAAGGUCAGAAAGACCGCCAAGAAGGUCAGAAAGACCGCCAGGAAGUUCAGAAAGACCGCCAGGAAGGUCAGAAAGACCGCCAAGAAGGUCAGAAAGACCGCCAGGAAGGUCAGAAAGACCGCCAUGAAGGUCAGAAAGACCGCCAAGAAGGUCAGAAAGACCGCCAGGAAGGUCAGAAAGACCGCCAAGAAGGUCAGAAAGACCGCCAGGAAGUUCAGAAAGACCGCCAAGAAGGUCAGAAAGACCGCCAGGAAGGUCAGAAAGACCGCCAGGAAGGUCAGAAAGACCGCCAAGAAGGUCAGAAAGACCGCCAAGAAGGUCAGAAAGACCGCCAGGAAGGUCAGAAAGACCGCCAAGAAGUUCAGAAAGACCGCCAGGAAGGUCAGAAAGACCGCCAGGAAGGUCAGAAAGACCGCCAGGAAGUUCAGAAAGACCGCCAAGAAGGUCAGAAAGACCGCCAGGAAGGUCAGAAAGACCGCCAGGAAG